Spinacia oleracea (spinach) is the source of this 3812-nucleotide messenger RNA. RefSeq names its product pentatricopeptide repeat-containing protein At2g18940, chloroplastic. Lineage: Eukaryota; Viridiplantae; Streptophyta; Magnoliopsida; Caryophyllales; Amaranthaceae. The transcript has a single exon. Bases 1109 to 3703 code for a protein of 864 amino acids. Gene Ontology annotation, molecular function: protein binding; mRNA binding. The record is from RefSeq and is a predicted model, not a curated record.
AAACUCUUCGUCCGCCUACCAAAUAUAUACAUUCUUAUCAACCGACCAACCACUAAUUCUACUCAUUAUACUUAUUUGCUCCAUUUGUUAGAUACUUCAUAUUUUUUUUGGCAAAUAAAGAUCUGUCAGAUAUUUUUCUUCUACUAUUUUAUUUUAGGAAGUUCCACAUGUAUUAUAUAGUACUUACAUGCUUAAUGAAAAUGCUUAAUCCAUGUGAAGUAGAUCUCAAGUAGGUUCAUGUUAUCAUAAUAUGCAACACUUCCAUGUUACUACGUAUUUUGUUUGAUACUACAUGAGUAAUGUUAUUAUGAAAUGGAUGCUAUUUUACUUAGGAUAAGAAUUGUCUUUUUAUUUUGGAAAAUUUGGCAAAUACAAUCUAAUAAAGUUUCAUAUUUGUCAAUUACAAUCUCAAACUUCUAAUUUUUUCAAUUACAAUCUUUAACGUCAUUUUCCGUCAAAAAUCACUGGAAGAUGAUGUUAUAAUGUUAUUAAAAAAAACAAUUACGUAAUUUCUAUAAAAAAAUUAAAUCGAAAAAUAUGAAUUUAAACAACAAAAUAAAUCGAAAAAGAAGAAUUAAUUUUUUUUAUAGAUAUUAUGUAAUUUUUUAAUAACAUUAUGACAUCAUCUCCCGAUGAUUUUUAUCGGAAAAUAACUUCAUAUUGUAAUUUAAAAUGGAAUACUGUAUAAGUUUAAGGUUGUAAUUGACAAACUAGAAAUUUGAAGUUGUAAUUGACAAUAUAAAAUUUUAUUAGGUUGGAGUAUUUGCUAAAUUUGUCUCUUAUUUUACCAUGACACAAGUAAAAAAAUCCGAACAAGACAAAUCAUUUUGAAACAGAAGAAAUAAUCUGCCUAAAGGAUGAGUUUCCAAAUUUUGUCAUGUACCUCCGAAAAGAUCCCGGGCGGAUUGGCUUUCCGGUUUACACAAAACGCACAAUCACUAAUGAAAGUCCCAAUCCUCUUUUAAUGGUAGCCUCUUCUAUUCUUCUGCUAUCUUCAAACCGCCAAUUUACUUAUCCAAGUUCCACUCAAUCUCCCAUGAAAGUCUAGCCCUUUAUCUUCUCUUCCAUUUCUGUAAAAAAAGCUUCAAUCUUUAAUGUUUUGGCAACAAUGGAGGGCACCAUAUUCCCAAAUAGGCCAACAUUACCAAUUCAACAAGCAAAACCAAUACCAAUACCAAUACCAAUUCCAAUUUCCCCACCACAACAACAACAACAACAACAACAACCAAACAUGGCAUUAAAAUUCAGCUCUACAACAUUGCCUCUUCCUCCUCAACAACCCCAAAACCCUCCUUCACUUGCAAUUGACUCUCUUCUUCAACACCUUCUUCACCUUUCUUCAACUCCAACCAAUACCCAUUUCCCUAAACUCAUCAAAUCAUCCAAUUCUAAAGCUACCCUUUUGCCUUCUCUACCCCUUUCCUCACUUGAACCAUUCAAUCAUCAUAGUUUCAAUGGCCACGCCUCGGUUUGCGCCACCCGGCUCGCCGUCGCGGCAGUUGAAGAGGAGGAGGAUGAUAAGGGUGUUGCCGCGCUUGAUUUCUUAUCUGAUAAGAGUAAGUUGCUGUUGAAUUCUAUGUUGGGAAUACCCUUGUAUAGUUUAACUGAGUUUUUUGAUUCUGUGAAAUUUGAUUUGGUAGAAGCUGAUUUGAUCAGUUUAUUGAAAGGUUUAGAUGUUUUGGGGAAUUGGGAAAAAGCUGUUUUGUUGUUUGAAUGGGGUUUGAAGAAUGUUAGGGCAAAAGAUGAGAGGAUGAAUUAUCAGGUUGUUGAGUUAAUGGCUAGGAUUUUAGGUAGGGAAUCACAGCACACUGUUGCUGUUAAGCUGUUUGAUGUGAUUCCUCUUGAGGAGUAUAUUCUAGAUGUUCGAGCUUAUACCUCAAUUCUUCAUGCUUAUGCUAGAACAGGCAAGUACACAAAGGCGGUUUCGAUUUUCGAGAAUAUGAAGGAGAAGGGUCUUGUUCCAACUUUGGUUACUUACAAUGUAAUGCUAGAUGUUUAUGGGAAGAUGGGUAGGUCUUGGGAUAAAAUUUUGUUCCUUCUAGAUGAGAUUAAAAGCCGAGGAUUUAAAUUCGAUGAGUUUACUUGUAGUACUGUGAUUGCUGCUUGUGGUAGGGAAGGGUUGUUGGAUGAAGCAAGGGAUUUCUUUGCUCAAUUGAAAUCACAGGGUUAUAAACCGGGAACUGUUACUUAUAACUCUUUGCUUCAAGUGUUUGGGAAAGCCGGAAUUUGCUCUGAGGCUUUGAGUAUCUUGAAAGAAAUGGAGGAUAAUGACUGUCCUCCUGAUUCUGUAACUUAUAACGAGCUAGUUGGUACUUAUGUUAGGGCUGGGUUUCUUGAAGAAGGAGUUGCUGUGAUAGAUACAAUGACGCGUAAAGGGAUAAUGCCUAAUGCAGUUACUUAUACUACUGUAGUUGAUGCAUAUGGGAAAGCUGGAAAGGUUGAUGAGGCUUUGGCUUUGUUCAACCAGAUGAAGGUUUCUGGUUGUGUUCCUAAUGUUUGUACAUACAAUGCUAUCCUCGGGAUGCUAGGGAAAAAGUCAAGAUCAGAAGAGAUGAUAGAUAUAUUGUUUGACAUGAAAGUAAACGGGUGCCCCCCAAAUCGAAUCACAUGGAACACGAUGCUUGCUAUGUGUGGUGGUACUGGUAAAGAGAAGUUUGUGAACCGGGUUUUCCAGGAGAUGAAACGUAGUGGUUUUGAGCCUGAUCGAGACACGUUCAACACUUUGAUUAGUGCGUAUGGUCGGUGUGGUUCACGAAUUGAUGCUACUAAGAUAUUUGAGGAGAUGAUGGAAGCUGGAUUUAGCCCUUGUGUGACAACUUAUAAUGCUUUUUUAAAUGUGUUGGCUAGAAAGGGCGAUUGGAAAGCAGCAGAAUUAAUAUUUCGUGAUAUGAGGAACAAGGGAUUUAAGCCAAAUGAUACCUCUUAUUCCUCAAUGAUUCAAUGUUAUGCAAAGGGAGGGAAUGUAAGAGGGAUACAAAGAAUUGAAAGGGAGAUAUAUGAAGGGCAAAUCUAUCCAAGCUGGAUGCUUUUAAGAACCCUUAUCCUUGCGAAUUUUAAAUGUAGAUCAUUAUCGGGUAUGGAGAGGGCAUUCAAAGAGUUGCAGAAAAGUGGGUAUAAACCUGAUUUGGUUGUGUACAACUCAAUGCUAUCAAUUUUUGCUAGGAAUAAAAUGUAUGAUGAUGCUCAAGAAAUCAUGCAAUUGAUUCAAGAGAAUGGAUUGCACCCAGAUUUAAUCACUUACAAUAGCUUGAUGGAUAUGUAUGCAAGAGCAGGGGAAUGUUGGAAGGCAGAUGAGGUACUACGAAACCUGCUGAAAAGCGGUGGAAAACCAGAUCUGGUGUCUUAUAACACGGUUAUCAAAGCGUUUUGCAGGCAAGGGCUGAUGCAGGAAGCGAUUCAGAUUAUGUCAGAGAUGACAACGAGAGGAAUACGGCCGUGUAUAGUGACUUACAACACUUUCGUGGCUGGUUAUGCAGGGCGAGGGAUGUUUUCAGAGGUUGAUGAAGUAAUAAGUUACAUGAUUCAACAUGGGUGUUUACCUAAUGAGUUGACUUACAAGAUUGUAGUAGACUGUUAUUGUAAAGCAAAUAAAUACAGAGAAGCUUUUGACUUUGUUUUGAGAAUCAAGGAGAAGGACAACUCUUUUGAUGAUCAGUCUUUAGACCGGCUCUCAUCUCGUAUUAGGCAGGAUGGGCAGUUGUGAGUGACUUCCUCAUGUAUUUUUGUAUAAUAGGCUCAGUUUUGCUUUCUUUUUGUUUAACCACUGUAAUUCAGAUAUGUCACAUUUAUGAUGAGAAAUUCUUUUAUAAGAA